AAAAAAAUUGGAAGAUAUAUACAAAAUACAGAGAUCAGAAAGUAUCGAUGGAACAAGUUGGGGUUUUGUACCGUUUGGUAGUAACGAUAACGUGUUUCGUGUGUUUAGGGUUUAAUGGUGGUAUGUGUUCAGAGUCAGAUGCAUUGAUCAAGACUUACGUGUCAUCAUCGCUACCGUCUAACAAUGACUUGGUCCAUUCCGCCAAGCUUAAGGUCGUAAACAGGAUCUCUGAAUCGGAAUGGGAUUCACUUGUAAUCAAGUCCGAACUCCCAGUCGUGGUUAUGUUCACAGCCGACUGGUGCGGCCCAUGCCGCUUCAUCGCACCUAAAUAUGUCGCAUUCUCAGAGGAGUUCACGGGGCGGUUCAAAUUCUACACCGUUGACGCUGAUGUGGAGCAGGCCAUCGCAGAACGUUGCGACAUACGCGCAAUGCCAACCUUUCUUGUCUUCAAAGGCGGAGAGAAGGUGGCUGUGGUAGUUGGAGCUAAUCCUUAUGCAUUACUCAGUGUCUUGGAGAAAUACGUUUAAUGAUGUCCCUUGGCUCGUCUCGAAUCCUUUUAUUUUCAUUUGCUGCUUUUCUUCAGUUAAAGCUUUGCUUAUGUGUACGGCUACUAUGUUAUCGACUUGUACUUGUCUCCUUUUUUUUUUUUUCUAAUGAACUAUGUCCUAAAUAAAGAGAAUACAAUUCAAUAUGUAAUAACAUAUUGGGA
Eruca vesicaria subsp. sativa (arugula) is the source of this 709-nucleotide messenger RNA. Lineage: Eukaryota; Viridiplantae; Streptophyta; Magnoliopsida; Brassicales; Brassicaceae. The record is from the annotation of a GenBank genome assembly.